Molecule: messenger RNA, 1001 nt
Organism: Drosophila grimshawi
Lineage: Eukaryota; Metazoa; Arthropoda; Insecta; Diptera; Drosophilidae
Exons: 1
Coding region: 35-931 (298 amino acids)
Source: RefSeq, a predicted model, not a curated record
GGAAAAAGCUAAGAGCAACAAAAUUAUUCGAAAAAUGUGCAACGACUGCUGCUGUAGCCAAAUGAGAAAAUGCUGCCAAUGUCAGCCGCAAGUGGAGAAGCUGCGCAGCGUGGAUGAGUAUCGUUGGUUCCAGCGCUGCCCCAUCGAUGUCUCUCCCAAGUGUGAUGCUGAGGGUGGGGCACAUCAAUGCGAAUGCAUCUGUCGCCGCAAUCGUCAUAUUAUCGAGGCAUUGAGCUGUCUAUUCAAAUGCUCCAUACAAUAUAUGCUAUCGGUCCUGUUCAAGCUCGCCUAUCAAAUUUAUCAGCAGCCCCUCAAGCGAUAUCCCCGCGAUCGUGUCUGGAGUGUGAUGAGGCACGUCAAGGCACCCUAUACGGAGCUCAACGAUUUGGAGAUAUAUGAUAGUAUGUACGAUCGAUGCGGUAUGCCAAUUGAUCCCCUUGACAAGGAUAAUAUAUUGAAGAUAGUGCGCAUGAUGUUCCUAAUAUCGGUGCUAACCUUUGAUCAGCAAAAAUAUUUGUUGCAUAUGCUCAACCGUCUGAAUGCUCAUGCUCACUGUCCCGUUGAAGUGGAGUUUUUGCUGAGGACACUCAAAAGCAUUGAACUGAGGCAGCUGGUGUGCAGUCUACGCAACCAGGAGGCACUCACCCAACGCCUCUACACAUCGCGUCAAUGCAGUGACCUCUGCGGUCUCUAUACCAAAGUGGCAACCGUCGAUAAGUAUGCGAUUGCCCGCCAUCGCAGUCGACGAGAUCGCAUCAAAAAUAAGCGGAAUGUGGCCAGAAGUAGUCAUGCCGAGAGUCUGGCUGCUUCAUCUGCCCGCCAAUCCGCAGUGAUUCGACAGUUUUGCGAACGCAAAGCGAGACCGUCCAGCGAUAUGGGUGGCAAUCACAUCUAUAGCCACAACAUGCGGCACAAACAAUUGUCGUUCUAGUUCCUCCUCCAUUCUAGAUGCACAUUUUUCAUUUUGUUGUUACUUAAGCGCACUCACUAUAAACUAUAUA